AUGGAGGAUUAUUUCUCUGCAGAAUCAAAGCCAGAAAGCCAUAAAAAAGCUUUGAAAUUUGUGGGAUUAGUGGCAUUUAUUGGGAUUAUAGCAAUUAUCGCCAAUUUUUCAUCUUCAAGAGAAACUUCAGUAGUAUUAGCUCAACUUGAGCUUGAAGAGCAAGAAUUCAAAUCAUUUAUUGAGCUCUAUAAUAAACAGUAUUCAAGUGAACAAGAAUAUCAAAAUCGCUUCAAAAUCUUCCGUGACAAUUCUGCAUAUGCUAGAAUUUUCAAUACGCAUGGUGAAACUUAUAUCCUAGGCAUAACUGAAUUUUCUGAUUUAACUUCACAAGAAUUUUCGGCUAGAAUAUCAAGUCCAAUUACAAUCCAGCAUUCAGAGGUUCAAGAAAGCCAGCAGGCUGAAAAACUUUCAAUACCUACUUCAAUUGACUGGACACAGAAAGGUGCAGUUACUCCAGUCUUAAAUCAAGGAGGCUGUGCAUGUGGAUGGGCUUUUUCAUCUGUAGGAGCUAUCGAAAGCGCUUGGAAAAUCAGUGGCAACCAACUUUUGACACUUUCAGAGCAGCAACUGGUUGAUUGCUCAACUAAUUAUGGAAACAAAGGGUGUAAUGGAGGCAAUGUGGUUAAUGCGUUUCAAUAUGUUCAGUAUAAUGGAGUUACUACUGCAAGCAUAUACCCAUAUAUUGUUAACUUCCCAGCAUAUUUAGAAAAAUAAUCUCAAAAACAUACUGGCAAAAUAUAAAUUAUUAAAUUACUUCUGAAAGAACAAUAAUUAUAUUAAAUUAAUAUAUAUAUAAGUAAAAAAAAAUUAGACUAGAAGAAUUAAGCAAGGAUCUUGCACUUAUAAAACUUCUACAAAAGCCGUACAAAUAGGCUCAUACAGAAAUGCAGGCAGAGGCGUUGAAUCAUUAAUAUAUAAUGCUGUUGCCCUUCAGCCGGUUUCAGUAGCAGUCCAAGCUAAUCAGCCUGCUUGGCAACUUUAUAAAGGAGGCAUUGUAUCUAACAAUUGCGGCACUCAAGUAAACCAUUUUGCUUUAAUUGUAGGCUACGACCAAACCAACUCCCCACCAUACUGGAAAGUAAAGAACUCAUGGGGCGCAAGUUGGGGAGAAGCAGGCUACAUCAGAAUUGCCGUUGUAAGUGGUGACGGAGUUUGCGGUAUCCAAAUCCAGCCAUCUUACCCAAUCGCCUAA
This is a messenger RNA of Blepharisma stoltei, 1192 nucleotides long. The record is from the annotation of a GenBank genome assembly. Lineage: Eukaryota; Ciliophora; Heterotrichea; Heterotrichida; Blepharismidae.